Molecule: messenger RNA, 1122 nt
Organism: Monoraphidium neglectum
Lineage: Eukaryota; Viridiplantae; Chlorophyta; Chlorophyceae; Sphaeropleales; Selenastraceae
Product: Chloride channel protein D
Exons: 7
Coding region: 1-1122 (373 amino acids)
Biological process (GO): transmembrane transport; chloride transport
Cellular component (GO): intracellular membrane-bounded organelle; membrane
Molecular function (GO): voltage-gated chloride channel activity
Source: RefSeq, a predicted model, not a curated record
AUGCUGCACCACGCCAUGCGUCCGGGGGUAACAUGCUGCACGCCAGGCGCCUACACGGACUACAUCGAGUUCCAGCACUCUGAUGACCUGGACCUAGGCAUUGACAGCCAGCCGCUUCUCAGCAACGGCGAUGGCCCCAGCGAGCCGCGUCUGCCGUCGCUGGUGGGCGACACCAGGCGCCUGAACGGCGCCAGCGGGGGCGGCGGCGGCGACGGCGACGAUGGGGAACAUGGCGGCUCUGGCGGGAGCAUUUGGACGACGAUUGCCAGCAUAUGGCGGGGUACCCCCGAGAAUGCACGAGUCAACCACCAAUACACCCAGGAGGAGAAGCGGCGGCUCAACCACUUUGAGAGCAUCGACUACCUGCCCCCCAACAGCAUGGUCUACCGCAAGUGGCUGGCGCGGCAGCCGCACCGCCGCCUUUGGGACCGGUGGGUGAUGAUGGGCAGCAUCGGCUUCACAGUGGGCCUCGUGGCUUAUGCGCUCUACGUGCUGAUUGGCGUGCUGGCCGAGUUCAAGUACGGCGUCACCCGCUGGCUGAUCCUGCACACCAACAUGGUGGUGGCCUGGCUGUUCAACACGGCCACCAGCCUCGCGCUGGUGGCGGGGUCCUCCCUGGUUGCGGUGGGGUACGCGCCGGCGGCGAUCGGCAGCGGCGUGCCCGAGGUCAUGGCUUAUCUCAACGGCGUGAUGAUGCCAAAGGUGUUCAACAUCGCCACAGUCGGCGUCAAAAUUCUCUCCUGCGGCCUCGCCGUGGCCUCCGGCCUGCCCGUCGGCCCCGAGGGCCCCCUCAUCCACAUCGGCGCAGCCCUGGGCGCGGCGCUGUCCCAGGGCCACUCCACCACCCUGGGGUUCACCACCAACGCCUUCAGGCGCUUCCGCAACCCCAAGGACAAGCGCGACUUCGUGACCGCCGGCGUCGCGGCCGGCGUCGCGGCGGCGUUCAACGCGCCGAUCGGCGGCCUGCUGUUUGCGUUCGAAGAGGUGGCCAGCUUCUGGCAGCACAGCCUGGGGUGGCAGAUCUUCUUCGCGUGCAUGUGCGCGACGCUGACGCUCAACCUGCUGCGGUCGGCGGGGAAGGCCAUCCUGCACAGCCGCCUGCUCCUUGCCCGUUGCCCCUAA